Dryobates pubescens (Downy woodpecker) is the source of this 2457-nucleotide messenger RNA. RefSeq names its product zinc finger and BTB domain containing 7C (gene ZBTB7C). Gene Ontology annotation, molecular function: protein binding; RNA polymerase II cis-regulatory region sequence-specific DNA binding; DNA-binding transcription factor activity, RNA polymerase II-specific. Gene Ontology annotation, biological process: regulation of transcription by RNA polymerase II. The record is from RefSeq and is a predicted model, not a curated record. NCBI's taxonomy places the organism in Eukaryota, Metazoa, Chordata, Aves, Piciformes, Picidae.
AUGCCGCACCUUUCAGGAUCAGGCCUCAGGGCACUAAAUGAGAAUAUGGCUGGCAUUGAAGAUCUUAUCGGGAUCCCAUUCCCGAAUCACAGCAGUGAAGUAUUGUGUGGUUUAAACGAGCAGCGGCAUGACGGCCUCCUCUGCGACGUCAUCCUCAUUGUAGAGGACCAGGAGUACCGCACCCAUCGGUCUGUCCUUGCUGCCUGCAGCAAGUACUUCAAAAAACUCUUCACUACUGGCACUUUAACAGAGCAGCCCUACAUUUAUGAGAUUGACUUUGUCAAGCCUGAAGCACUUUCUGCCAUCCUCGAGUUCGCCUACACCUCAACCCUCACCAUCACCACCUCCAAUGUUAAGCACAUCCUCAGCGCUGCCAAGAUGCUGGAGAUCCAGUGCAUUAUCAAUGUAUGCCUUGAGAUCAUGGAGCCCGACAGAGAGGUGGAAGAGGAAGAUGACAAAGAGGACGAAGAUGAUGACGAAGAUGAAGAGGAGGAGGAAGAGGAGGAGGAGGAGGAAGGGAAAGAGAUUUUGUCAAUCAGGAGAACCCUUACUGAUGUCCAAGAAGUAAGCUGUCACCAAGGCCCUUCUAAGCCUGAUCUUACCCAGGAAGCAUAUAUAGAAGCUCCUAAAGACUUUCCAAAUCACUACCCAGCCAAUAACCCUGCUUGGACACUUGGGGCAUGAUACGAGACUUCUCCAAUCGAGUCCUUGCUAAGGGAAAACCUGUACCCCACAGUGAACAUCGCGGAAAGGAGGCCAGCUCUCUCUCCUUUCACUCCUAGCUUCCUCCCCCAUCUAUGUAACGGUGAUUGCUCCUUCCCCCAACUCGAGGAGCCACAGAUAGACAACAGCCCCUUGGAUCUGGUAAUCAAAAAGAGGAAGAUCAAGGAAGAGGAGGAGAAGGAAGACCUACCUCCUCCUUUCCCUAAUGACUUUCUCAAGAACAUGUUUAUCAACACUCCAGCAACUCCCCUAGGGCAUAUCAAGGCAGAGACUGACUAUAGUGCUUAUCUCAAUUGCCUAAGUGCUACUCAGUUUGGAGGAGUUUUUCCUCCAUGGCCCCUGGAAGAAGAGAGGAAGAUAAAGCCCAAGACAUCCCAGCAAUGUCCCGUGUGUAAUAAAGUCAUCAUGGGAGCUGGCAAGCGCCCAGGCACAUGAUGGACCCACACAGGAAGUAAGCCCUAUAUGUGCAAUAUCUGUGAAGUCCGCUUUACCAGACAAGCUCAAAUCCACAUGCGGAAGCACACGGGGAGCGCCCGUACCUUGUGCAUCCACUGCAACGCCAAGUUUGUGCACAACUACGACCUGAAGAACCACAUGCGCAUCCACACGGGCAUCCGGCCCUACCAGUGUGAGUUCUGCUACAAAAGCUUCACCCGCUCCGACCACCUCCACCGCCACAUCAAGCGCCAGAGCUGCCGGAUCGUGCGGCCGCGGGGACGCAAGCCGGCGGCAUGGAGGGCGGCUGGCUUGCUCUUCGCUCCCGGCGGCCCGCCGGUGGAGAAUAGCUUCAUGAUGCCGCCAACGCUGGAGGAGAUGAGUGGCCACCUCGGCGGUGCGGCCAUGUGCCUUCCCGGCCCCAGCCCCAGGCACUUUUUGAGUGAGGCCAAGACCUCCUUCAGCCUGCAGGAGCUGGAGAGCCAGUUUGAAGAAACCCAGAUGAAGCUCUUCAGGCGAGCCCAGCUGGACUUGGAGAGGAACGCCGGCAUCUUCGCCUUCACUUUGGGCCAUAAUGAAACCUGCGCUGCCCAGCCCUUCUUCCCCCUCCCCGAUCCUUGGAGCACAGGCUUCAGUGGCUUGGCAGGGCUCAGCCACAUGCCUCCCAUCUCAGAGGCAAGCAACUAAACCUGCACCUGGUCCCACCACAGGUUCGCUCCCUUCCCAACAGGGCAGCUGGCCCCUCAGGGUCCUCGUCUGCCCUUUCACAUCACCUGGCUCCCAAGAAGAUCUUUGUCCCCUUGCUGUCCAGGCUGUCCAGAGAGUUUGUUGAGUUCCUUCUCUGGAGACUUUUGACACCCACCUGGAUGUGUUCCUGUGCAACCUGAUCUAGGCAACCCUGCUUUAGUAGUCGGGUUGGACUAGGUGGUCUCUGAAGGUCCCUUCUAAUCCCUGCCAUUCUGUGAUGAUGUGAUUCUGUGAUUCUCUCAUGGCCUGCCUCAGGGCUUGGGGCAUGGGGCCAUUCCUGGGGCUAGCAGGUGGGUAAGCAGGUGCUGUGCCUCAUGGCCACUGGCACUUUAGACUCUGCAAUGCACUUGGCUUGAGGCCAUGGGGCGCUUGCUGCCCUGUCCAGUCACCCACUGCUAGCAGCUCCAUCCAGGAAGGCCAGGCCAGGACUACUGCUCUCUUCAACACUCCUGAAAAUGUCAUUUGCCUUAGUCCAGGGCAUGGCCAUCACCAUGAGAUGGCUCUUCUGGGAGGGGAGAUGUUCCCCAUUUUCCACCCAUGGGUCCUGCUGGG